Molecule: messenger RNA, 1068 nt
Organism: Ciona intestinalis (vase tunicate)
Lineage: Eukaryota; Metazoa; Chordata; Ascidiacea; Phlebobranchia; Cionidae
Source: RefSeq, a predicted model, not a curated record
CCGUUUUUUUUUUUUGCAAUAGCACUGUUGUUAUCAAACUUAAUAAACAACAAUAUGAUUCAACUGCGUCAAACUGUUGCUUUAGUAGCAGCUCUUCUCUUCUUAGCAAAAGAAGUUUCACCAUAUGGAACUGGAGCACCGGCUGCUGCCUGUGUUACUAUGACACCCAAACAUGUAAACCCAAAUGGGGGAUUUAUUGCGGGCCAAACGGCAGCAUCUCCGUAUUCAAUUUCAGUCUCGGUGAAUAAUUAUAAACCUGGUGAUACAGUAACAGUUACUGUAUCUGAUAGUAGAGCAGCAGAUGCAGCGGGUUUCCGAGGUAUAUUAAUGCAAGCACGCAACCCAGGAGCAGAGGUCCCGCUGGGAACCUGGGUUAACCCACCGACCGAUACCAAGCUAACCAAAUGUACCGUUGACGGUGAUUCAGUCACACAUGCAAACACCAACCUAAAAUCAAGCGGUACAGUGUUCAAAUGGAAGGCUCCGAACAAAAACGUUGGCACAGUGCAAUUCGUGGCUACAGUGGCAGAAAUGAAAGAAAAGUUCUGGUUGAAGCUGCUAGCUAACAAAGCAAUCACCUACAACUCAGCAAAGAAUUUACGCAUGAACACAGUGUAUUUAGCUAUUACUGCUAUCGUUGCACUUAAAGCACUUAUGUAAACAUAUGCGCACAAGGAUGAUGCUAUUUUGCAAAAGAAUUUUGGUGGAUACAAGUUUACCGAAUAUGACAUGUUAUACUGUAAUUUAUAUUAGGUUGGGGGUAGAUGGGACACCCUUUCGUUGUAUUUUCUCCUCUCAAUUGAUAGUAAGCAAAAAACGUUCUAAGAAUUCCUAAACCUUAAUCUCACGAUUUCAAUAGACCGUUAUUAAUUGUUUAAAAACACGAUUAGAAUAAUUGGAUAUUGUAUGCCAAAUGUGUCCCAUCUUCUCCCACACUCCUAUAUACCCCUUAGAUUUGAAAAAAUAUUAAACGGUUUUUGAAUAAAAUUCAUUCUUUUUAACUCAUUCGAUACAAUUCACACUACUUGUCCCUAAUGUUCAUUUAAUAAACAAUUGAACAAACAGCAA